UGGCCCGGCGCAGCCGCCGUUCCAGUCCUUGCGCACGCGCAGAGUGAACUGGAAAGAAGGUGAAAAUGGCGCGGCCCCAGGCAGUGGCUCUGGGCGCCCGUUGGCUUCAAAGCGUAGCUCGGCAGGUGGUGCCGCUGGGGGCACGGACAGCCUCCCACAUGACCAAGGACAUGCUGCCGGGCCCCUAUCCUAGGACCCCAGAGGAACGGGCGGCCGCCGCCAAGAAGUAUAAUAUGCGUGUGGAAGACUACGAGCCUUACCCGGAUGAAGGCAUGGGGUAUGGUGACUACCCAAAGCUGCCUGACCGCUCACAGAGUGAAAGAGAUCCAUGGUAUGAAUGGGACCACUCAGACUUGAGGUUGAACUGGGGUGAACCGAUUCAUUGGCACCUAGAUAUGUUUAUCCGGAAUCGUGUGGACACAUCUCCCACACCUGUUUCUUGGAAUACCAUGUGUAAACAUCUCUUUGGUUUUGUGGCUUUCAUGGCGUUCAUGUUCUGGGUUGGGGAAAUAUUUCCCAGCUACCAGCCCGUGGGGCCAAAGCAGUAUCCUUACAAUAAUCUGUACCUGGAACGAGGCGGUGAUCCCACCAAGGAACCUGAGCCAGUGGUUCACUAUGAGAUCUGAGGUUUUUUGGACUCUUAUGUCCUCGAAGGAGGAUUCCUCAUUCCUAGAGAUUUAACCUUAAUGAAAUGCCCAAUAAAACUUAGUGCUCUGGUA
This is a messenger RNA of Cavia porcellus (domestic guinea pig), 719 nucleotides long. RefSeq names its product NADH:ubiquinone oxidoreductase subunit B8 (gene Ndufb8). Gene Ontology annotation, biological process: mitochondrial electron transport, NADH to ubiquinone. The record is from RefSeq and is a predicted model, not a curated record. The transcript is spliced from 5 exons. The coding region runs from base 66 to 626 and encodes 186 amino acids. Gene Ontology annotation, cellular component: mitochondrion. NCBI's taxonomy places the organism in Eukaryota, Metazoa, Chordata, Mammalia, Rodentia, Caviidae.